AUGUAUCUGUCUUUGUUUAUACUCUCUGCGCUGGUGCCGCUUGGUGCAACUGCGCCAAGUAGGUUCGUCAAGAAGGGACAAACUUUCUCUUCUUCGACCCCCAAACCCGCAACUUCUUUUGCAGAAUGCCAGCGGAAUACAUGCGAUGACCCAUUGUUAGGAUGUCCCAAGGGAACGCUAUACGUGAGCCAGACUAGCUCAAAGGCGGAUUUUUCUUCUAUCCAGGCCGCGAUUGAAUCUCUCCCUAACGACAACUCAACUCAAUACAUCCUCAUUGCUCCGGGUAACUACACAGAGCAGCUCAACGUAACGCGUCCUGGACCUUUGCGCCUUCUGGGCGUCAGUGACCGGCCAUAUCUGGGCAAGUCGUAUAGUGACGUGAGCUCUGACACGGACCACUCGAACGGCGUGACAGUCAUCUGGGCUAAGUCCAAUACGGACAACACAGGUCUCAGUGUGGAUAACGCUGUCACAAGUGUGCUUACGGUAGCGCCAACAUACGAUGCCUCCCUGACAGGCUCUGGCCCCACGGGCUUUGCUGUGCCUGAAGACACUCCUUUUGGCAAUACCGAUUUCCGCGCCUACAAUAUAGACUUCCGGAAUGUGUACUCUGAGUACUCUUCUGGACCUGCACUGACAGUAGGCGUCUCGUACGCCAAUGCUGGCUUCUACAGUUGCGGCUUCUACUCGUAUCAAGACACCGUCUAUGUUGGCAAGCUCGGCAAUGCUUACUUUUACGACACCAUCGUGGCUGGUCAGACUGACUUUCUCUAUGGUUUUGGUACAGCCUGGAUUGAGGAAUCGACCUUGGCUCUCCGUGGUUGCGGUGGUGGCAUUACUGCAUGGAAGGGAACCAACACCACCUUUACCAACAAGUAUGGUGUAUAUAUCUCGAAUUCGCAUGUUAUUGCCGCCAACUCCUCUAUCGCACCCUCAAUCAAAGGCAAGUGCGCGCUCGGUCGCCCUUGGAACGCCCAGCACCGCAGUAUCUUUGUCGACACCUACCUAGAUGCCAGUAUUCUUCCUGCUGGUUAUAUUGAAUGGAGCUCCACUGACCCUCGCAUCAACAACUACACCUUAAUGGCUGUUUAUGAAGACUACGGCCCGGGUUACAACAUCUCUGCCAUUGAGGCUCACUCCAACAUUACAACCGUUUUGAAUUCUAAGACCUACGCUCCUUAUAGUAGCCCUAGUAAGGUGUUCUUGACUGAGGAUGGCGUUCCUGGAGACUCGAAGUGGAUUGAUUCAAGUGUCUUCAGGGCAUGA
Verruconis gallopava is the source of this 1266-nucleotide messenger RNA. RefSeq lists its product as uncharacterized. The record is from RefSeq and is a predicted model, not a curated record. Lineage: Eukaryota; Fungi; Ascomycota; Dothideomycetes; Venturiales; Sympoventuriaceae. Bases 1 to 1266 code for a protein of 421 amino acids. Gene Ontology annotation, molecular function: pectinesterase activity. The transcript has 2 exons. Gene Ontology annotation, biological process: cell wall modification.